GCUGGGAGGAGGCUGGCAGGCUGGUGGGCUGGGCGGGCGGCGGGCGGCCGGGAGCGCGCGGCAGACUCGGCGGCGGCGAGUAGUUAGUUACUUGUUAGUCAGUGUCAGUUGCUCGGUGGAGGCGGCCGCGGUCACCAGGAAGGGGACGGGACGGCCGGCGAUGGUGGUCACCACAGUGGCAUGUGCGCCUUUCAGGUAUCUGCCUGAACUGGAACUCAUGCUGUAGACAUUUCUUUGUGGAUUCAUCUAAAAAUCUGAGGAUGAACCAAAUUCAUAUCAAAGGAUCUUAGGAAUGAGGGGGAGAGACAUAAAAAAGCAGAAAAGAAUAUUUGAGGGCCAUUUGUAAGGAAAGAAGAGGAAGCAAUGACAUAAUGCUUACAGUUGGAGCCAGUUAAACUGGUAAACAUUGCAGUCUUCAGAAAAUAAGUUAAGGAAUCCAAGGCAAGGAAGAAAGUAAAUUCAUCCUGGAAGGACUCAAAGCACUUUGAAAUUUUAAAUGAAUGUAAUGAUAGCUGCUAAAACUACCUUUGUCACCAGAAUGGAUGAAGUACUUCAAAUUUAAACGAUUGAUCAUACCUACAAGAACUGCUAUGGUACCAAGGGGAGGUGAAAACUGAUAGACGAAAGUUUUACUACCAUGCACUGAAAAGAAAGCAUUGUCUGUGAAGGUCCUUUUUUAAAAAUGUCUGCUUGUAACACCUUUACUGAACACGUUUGGAAACCUGGUGAAUGCAAGAACUGCUUUAAACCUAAAAGCUUGCACCAGCUUCCCCCAGACCCUGAGAAGGCACCCAUCACCCAUGGCAAUGUGAAAACUAAUGCCAAUCACAGUAACAACCACCGCAUGAGGAACACUGGAAAUUUCCGUCCUCCUGUGGCUAAAAAACCCACUAUAGCUGUGAAGCCCACUAUGAUGGUGGCAGAUGGGCAAAGUGUAUGUGGUGAACUUAGUAUCCAAGAACACUGUGAGAACAAACCUGUCAUCAUAGGAUGGAACCGAAACAGGACGCCCUUGAAUCAGAAACCACUUAAUAAUAAUAAUGAAGAUGACAUUGAAGGCUUUAGCCAUGUUCCUAAGCCUUAUGGCAAUAAUGAUAGUGCAAAGAAGGUAUCAAAUAACAAUAAUGGACUAACGGAUGUGUUAAAGGAGAUAGUAGGCUUGGAUGCCACCCCUCAGAUAAGAGGAAAUGAAACAAACUCCAGAGAAACAUUCUUAGGAAGAAUAAAUGAUUGCUAUAAAAGAUCACUGGAAAGAAAGCUUCCACCGAGUUGCAUGAUGGGUGGGAUCAAGGAUACUCAAGGCAAGCACGUGAUUCUGAGUGGGAGCACAGAAGUGAUCAGUAAUGAAGGGGGCCGGUUCUGUUACCCAGAGUUUUCUAGCGGCGAGGAGAGUGAAGAAGAUGAACUUUUCAGUAACAUGGAGGAGGAGCAUGAGAGCUGGGAUGAGAGCGAUGAAGAGCUGUUGGCCAUGGAGAUUCGCAUGAGAGGGCAACCCCGCUUUGCUAACUUCCGGGCAAAUACUUUGUCUCCCGUUCGAUUCUUUGUGGACAAAAAAUGGAAUACAGUCCCCUUGCGAAAUAAGUCCCUGCAGAGGAUCUGUGCUGUCGACUAUGAUGACAGCUAUGACGAAAUCUUAAACGGCUAUGAAGAAAACUCUGUGGCCUCCUAUGGACCAGGAAGCGUUCAGAGCAUGGCGUCCUCUGACUCUGCGUCACCAGGUUCUUCUUUAACAGAAGAAUCGCGUUCUGAGACAGCCAGUAGUUUAUCCCAGAAGAUCUGUAAUGGGGGAGUAUCUCCGGGUAACCCCGGAGAGUCUAAGGACAUGAAGGAAAGGGAGCCCAAUUGUGAAAGUCUCUCUGGUAAUAGUCAGGAGAAGGACUCCUCACAAGCACCUAAAAGCUCAGUAAAAGUUCCAGAAACACACAAAGCCGUCCUUGCUCUCCGACUGGAAGAGAAGGAUGGCAAGAUUGCUGUACAAACUGAGAAGCAAGAAAGUAAAGCCUCUACAGAUAUCGCUGGCCAAGCCAUAACCAUAAACCUCGUCCCCGUGGAAGAGCAAGCAAAGCCUUACCGAGUUGUCAAUCUGGAACAGCCAUUGUGCAAGCCAUAUACUAUCGUGGACGUGUCGGCAGCCAUGGCCAGUGAGCACCUCGAGGGCCCUGUUAACAGCCCCAAGACAAAAAUCUCAUCUUCUACUCCAAACUCUCCGGUGACAUCGCCUGCGCUGACAUCAGGACAAACAGGUGCCCGUUUCCAAAACUCCAGUGCAAUACGAUACCAGGAAGUAUGGACUUCCAGCACCAGCCCGCGACAAAAGAUACCCAAGGUGGAACUGGUUAGCGGUGGAACUGGGCCAAACAUCCCUCCGAGGAAAAACUGUCACAAAUCAGCACCCACUUCACCUACAACGACAAACAUUUCCUCUAAAACUAUCCCCGUUAAGUCACCCAAUCUGUCCGAAAUAAAAUUCAAUAGUUACAACAAUGCUGGUAUGCCACCUUUUCCAAUUAUCAUUCAUGAUGAGCCGACUUAUGCUCGGAGUUCCAAAAAUGCCAUCAAAGUCCCCAUUGUCAUCAAUCCAAAUGCGUAUGACAAUCUAGCCAUUUACAAAAGUUUUCUCGGAACAAGUGGAGAACUCUCGGUGAAGGAAAAAACCACCAGUAUAAUAAGCCAUACUUAUGAAGAAAUCGAAACUGACAGCAAAGUGUCCGAUAACAGCACCAGCAAACCUACUGACUGUCCCCAAGCCAAAGGGUUUUCCAACAGCACAGAGCAUAAAAGGGGCUCAGUGGCUCAAAAGGUUCAGGAGUUUAACAGCUGUCUUAACAGAGGUCAGUCUUCACCACAGAAAAGCUAUAGUUCUAGCCACAGCUCCCCAACAAAGAUCCAGAGAACCACUCAAGAACCUGGGGCCAAAACCGAAGGCCCUCAGGAGUCUCCGAUGACGUGCACCAGCAGCAGCAGCAGCAGCAGCAGCAGGGAGAAAGCGAGCACGGUGCUUUCUCAGAUUGUGGCUUCUAUCCAGCCCCCGCAGUCCCCUCCAGAAAUGCCCCAGUCCGGCCCGAAAGCAUGCAGCGUGGAAGAGCUGUACGCAGUUCCUCCAGACGCCGAUGCUAAGAGUACCCCUAAGAGUACACCAGCCCGACCCAAAUCUCUCUUCACGGCUCAGCCCGGUGCUGAAGCUGAAGCCCCGCAGAUCAUAGAAAGCCCAACGACCAAAGCACGGAAAGAUCCGCUCACAAAGCCGGUCACCAGCCCUCUCUCCAAAUUAGUGGCCAACCCCCAGAGCGAGCCACCACCUCCCUUUCCCCCACCUCGCUCUACUUCCUCCCCUUAUCAUGCAAGCAACCUUCUGCAAAGGCAUUUCACCAACUGGACCAAGCCCACCAGUCCUACCAGGUCAACAGAAGCUGAAUCGGUUUUGCACUCUGAAGGCAGCAGGCGGGCCGCUGACGCGAAACCUAAGCGCUGGAUAUCAUUUAAAAGCUUCUUCCGCCGCCGGAAAACAGAUGAGGAAGAGGAUAAAGAAAAAGACCGAGAGAAAGGAAAACUGGUGGGCCUGGAUGGCACAGUCAUCCACAUGCUGCCGCCGCCUCCCGUCCAGCGCCAUCACUGGUUCACAGAGGCCAAAGGAGAGUCCAGUGAGAAGGCAGCCAUUGUCUUCAUGUACAGGUGUGAUGCUGCCCAGAGCCAGCCCAGCGCCGAUCAGAAGGCCAGAGCAGACCAGGCAGCCGUCAGAGAGAAGGAUGGGGCAGAGGAUGGGUUACUGAAGGACUCAGAGAAGAAGAAAAGGAGUCCUUCUUCUCCAUCACAGGUUCCUAAAAAAAUUCUCAGUCACAAGACCCACGAAGUGACAGAGGACUUCUCUCCUCGGGAUCCAAGAUCCGUUGUUGCGAGGCAAGAUGACGGAGGCUGCCCUCCCAUCACAGCAGCCUUGCCCCUACCUGGACUGGAAAGGGAAGAGGAAAAGGAAGACAUUUCAGAUACUAUUGACCUGAAUCCCUGUAGUGCAACCUACAGCAACUUAGGGCAAUCUAGAGCAGCCAUGAUACCACCCAAGCAUCCACGGCAGCCUAAGGGAACUUUGGAUGAUGGCAUUGUCUUCAGUGAGAAAACAGACCAAGAAGCACCUAGCGCUUCCCAACCUAUGCCACCCCCACUGCCAAAGAAAAUGAUCAUAAGAGCCAAUACAGAGCCAAUCCCCAAAGACCUCCAAAAAUCCAUGGAAACGAGUCUUUGUGUAAUGGCUAAUCCCACCUAUGACAUUGACCCCAACUGGGAUGCCAGUAGUGCUGGCUCUUCCAUCAGUUACGAACUCAAGGGACUGGACAUUGAGUCUUAUGACUCCUUGGAAAGACCUUUGCACAAGGAGAGACCUGUCCCCUCAGCAGCAAACAGUAUCUCCAGCUUAACCACUCUCAGUAUUAAGGAUAGAUUUUCCAACAGCAUGGAGUCCCUGUCUAGCCGGCGUGGUCCCUCUUGCAGACAGGGACGAAGCAUGCAGAAGCCACAGAGACAAGCACUUUAUCGAGGACUUGAGAAUCGGGAAGAAGUUGUGGGUAAAAUCCGAAGCCUUCAUACAGAUGCCUUGAAGAAACUGGCUAUAAAAUGUGAAGACCUCUUCAUGGCUGGACAGAAAGACCAGCUCCGUUUUGGGGUGGACAGCUGGUCAGACUUCAGGCUAACCAGCGACAAGCCAUGCUGUGAGGCAGGUGAUGCAGUUUACUAUACAGCUUCAUAUGCAAAAGAUCCACUUAAUAACUAUGCAGUCAAGAUCUGUAAGAGCAAAGCGAAAGAGUCGCAGCAGUACUAUCACAGCUUGGCUGUCCGCCAGAGUCUGGCUGUCCAUUUCAACAUCCAGCAGGACUGUGGUCAUUUCCUUGCGGAAGUCCCUAAUCGUCUGCUUCCCUGGGACGAUCCCGAUGCCCCUGAAGAGGAAGAGGAUGAAAUGGAAGAAGCUGAAGAAGAGGUGAAAGGAGAAACAGAUGGGAAAAGCCCAGAGCCCUGCUCUGAAACAGAGUCAUCCCAGAAAUCAAGCCAGGGGCUCAUCAGCAGGAAGCAGAGAAGCCACGUGGUGGUCAUCACCAGAGAGGUUCCCUAUCUCACGGUGGCUGAUUUUGUGCGGGACUCUCUGGGCCAGCACGGGAAGAGCCCGGACCUGUAUGAGAGGCAAGUGUGUCUGCUGCUCUUACAGCUGUGCUCUGGCCUGGAGCACCUCAAGCCCUACCACGUCACUCACUGUGAUCUUCGUCUGGAGAACCUGCUGCUUGUCCACUACCAGCCGGGGGGCACCAGCCAGGGCCUGGGGCCCGCGGAGGCCAGCCCCACCUCAUCUUGUUCCACCAGGCUCAUAGUAAGCAACUUCUCUCAAGCCAAGCAAAAGAGCCAUCUGGUGGACCCCGAGAUCCUCCGUGACCAGUCCCGCCUCGCUCCGGAGAUCAUAACAGCCACCCAGUAUAAAAAGUGUGAUGAGUUCCAGACGGGCAUCCUCAUCUAUGAGAUGCUGCACCUGCCCAACCCGUUCGAUGAGAACCCAGAGCUGAAGGAGAAAGAAUACACUCGGGCAGACCUGCCUCGCAUCCCACUCCGCUCCCCCUAUUCCCGGGGCCUGCAGCAGCUGGCCAGCUGCCUUCUCAACCCCAACCCUUCGGAGCGGAUCCUCAUUUCAGACGCCAAAGGCAUCCUCCAGUGUCUGCUGUGGGGCCCCCGGGAAGAUCUCUUCCAGACUCUCACCCUCUCUCCCAGCCCGGCACAGAGGAGCGCCCUGCUCCAGAACUGGCUAGACAUCAAGCGGACACUGCUCAUGAUCAAGUUUGCUGAGAAGUCCCUGGACAGGGAGGGUGGGGUCAGCCUGGAGGACUGGCUCUGUGCUCAGUAUCUGGCUUUUGCCACUCCAGAUUCCCUCGGCUGUAUCGUGAAGACCCUGCAACACCGCUAGUCUGUCCUGGAUGCUACUUUUCUUUCAUUCCCACCUUCCACUCACCUGUGCGCUCCCCAUUCCCAGUGCUCCCAUGGAAUUCAAAGAAAGAAGAGAAACCAACCUUCCAUCCCUGUCCAGAAAAAAAAUGAGUGCCCUCUGAAGGCUCAUUCACGGCUCCACACCGAGUACAAAGCUCAGUCUGUCUUCGCUGUACGGUUGUGCAGUUCCCUUCCAUCGGAACACCUUUCACCCUAAUUGUCCCCAAAUGCAGGAAGAAAAUGAACAUGUCCAUCCCAGAAGGGACAGCUCUUUUGGUAUGAACUCAGUGAUCUGUGUCCAACUCCUCCAUGAUUCUGAGUAUCACCUAUCUUUUUAACACCAAGUAUUUAUUCUCACUAGCAAUAGACAGAUUUGACCGGUCCUUACCAACAUCCACUAAGCUCUCACAACAGACUUUUUUUUUUUAUGUCUUUAAAGGAUCAAUCACUGACUCUCUUACCAGGCAGAACUGCUGUCCCUAGCAUCAGGCCAGUUUUGUGCCUGGGGACUCUAUCCUUUGUUCCAGCAGAUAGUCAAAAGACAAGGAGAGAUUUCGUCCUUUGGGUCAUGGACGCAUUUUCCCUUGUCCUCGGUAAGUAGGUGAACUGCACGGAGGACGGCCCAGCUAGUCUCUCCUCUCCUACCACUGCCUGACUCUCCUUCACCUCAACUCUGUCCCUACUUGCCAGUGAAGUUCGGGUUUAUCAGCCACUUGUGUCCCCUUCCACAACUGACCCAAGGGGGUGUCACCGAUGCCUCCACAGGGUGCGUAGAGUUCGGUUCUGAUAAAGAGGUG
Molecule: messenger RNA, 6755 nt
Organism: Lontra canadensis (Northern American river otter)
Lineage: Eukaryota; Metazoa; Chordata; Mammalia; Carnivora; Mustelidae
Gene: PEAK1
Product: pseudopodium enriched atypical kinase 1
Exons: 9
Coding region: 683-5938 (1751 amino acids)
Biological process (GO): protein phosphorylation
Cellular component (GO): actin cytoskeleton; focal adhesion
Molecular function (GO): ATP binding; protein kinase activity
Source: RefSeq, a predicted model, not a curated record